This is a messenger RNA of Aspergillus glaucus CBS 516.65, 2484 nucleotides long. RefSeq names its product C2H2-type zinc finger protein. The transcript is spliced from 7 exons. The record is from RefSeq and is a predicted model, not a curated record. Bases 41 to 2338 code for a protein of 765 amino acids. Gene Ontology annotation, biological process: DNA-templated transcription; regulation of transcription by RNA polymerase II. NCBI's taxonomy places the organism in Eukaryota, Fungi, Ascomycota, Eurotiomycetes, Eurotiales, Aspergillaceae. Gene Ontology annotation, cellular component: chromatin. Gene Ontology annotation, molecular function: DNA-binding transcription factor activity, RNA polymerase II-specific; zinc ion binding; RNA polymerase II cis-regulatory region sequence-specific DNA binding.
UCAGAAUGCCUAUAGUACCAGGCAAUUCUAGGCUGGUAACAUGACUGGUACCCGUGCAAUCCGCAAACGAGAACGCGUUUGUCCAUGGUGCUCCCGAUCCUUCACCAAAGAUGAGCAUCUUGCGAGGCACAUUCGGACACAUACUCGGGAGAAACCUUUCACCUGUGAGACAUGUCAGCGAACAUUUAGCCGCCAUGAUUCCCUUUUGCGACACGCGAGGCGCCACCGGUCCUGCAGCAUCCUUUCGGCUCCGGAGACGCGGUCAGAAAACCAGUCGCUCGAUUCUACCAAUAAUCAUCAACAUGCCACCCAGCAGAUAAGUCCUGUGCCGCUGUCGGCUCAGGACUUUACUGAAAUUCAGCCGCGCGCUCAACCUGAACAACCACGGCCCAAUGCAACUGCAUUCCUCAAUCCAGCGUCUGUCAACAACGGCAGCAAUAUGGAGACCAUUAUCCCCAACAGCAGCGUAACAAUUCCGCCCUCUACUGCGGGCGACUUGACAAGGGCCUCGGCAACAGACUUGCUUCUAACAGGAUCUUAUCCGGGUCCCGCUGCCGCCACUGCGGGCCUCGAUCUGACGUCCCACACUCCAACAUGGUUUGCCGGCGACGAUUUUGAUCUUGAUGCCUUUAAUGCAGCGAUCAUGUUUUCAACCACGUGCCCCUACCCAUCAGAUUUUGGACAGCUUGUCAAUGACGAGCCAAUAAAUUCGAUCAAUUAUAGUCACCAACCCUCUGUGGAUAAUCGGCCACCUCCAGUCGAAGAUCUUAUCCGAGACAAUUGGUUCAUCUUCGUCAAAGAGCCAGGCUCGGGAUCUAUGACACCAGAUAAUGCACCCGAACAAAUUCACGUCGAUGAAGCAUACCGGGAACGCCUCGUCGUUAAGCUACAGCACUCGGUUCCCAACCUUCCUCUUCCGUCAACGGAUUUCCUAAACCUUUGUGUACAGAUGUACUUUACCCGGUUUCAUCCCAUCUUUCCCGUCUUACAUGCUCCAACAUUCCGUCCAUCCGCCAAGCGCUCUCUAUUAUUACUGUCGAUAUGUUCUAUUGGGAGUCUAUUCUUGGGCUCGGCCCACGCCGCUUCUCAAGGCUUGAAAAUCUUCGAAACACUCAACAAAGCCAUCCUAUCAUCGUGGGAAAAAUGCAUAAUAAACGGAGGAUCAGAGGCCAUUGCAAUGGUUCAAGCGGCUCUACUUGGCCAAACCUUUGGCCUUCUGUCGAGGAGAAAGAAGGACUUGCUGACCGCACAGACCUUUCAUGGCACAGUGGUCGCGUGGGCAAGACGUUUUAACAUGUUCCGAAAUAGCUGUGCUUCCGACCACACCAACCAUAACCUCGUCGCGAACCAUCCCCAGAAGGCAUGGGAAACAUGGAUUCGUGUAGAAGAACGGAAUCGGGUCGCUGCGGGACUAUGUAUACAUGAUGUCGAGAUUGCCGAGCUUUCCCAUUCAGACCCCCUCCUGCGCAAUUGGCUCUUCAAAGUGCCACCGGUUUCCGACGAGAUUCUUUGGGGUGCCCCCACUGCCGACGUGUGGGCGAAAGCUAUGACUGGACUCCCAUCGCACUCGAUUUUAUGUAACGAGUACUCGCUGCUACAGACGCCUGCUAGCUUGCCAGGCAGGUCGGAUGUUGCGGACAAGGUUAUCUGGAACAAAGGACUACGCGCUUAUCUAGAACUGGAGGGGAUCGCAGCUUGUAUCAUCGAAGGCCGAGGUUUAGAGGAUUUCAGCCGAAGAGAACAAUAUACAGAGUCGCUUAUACAUCUCUACAACUCGCAUAUCAAGACCCAAAAGAAAGAGGGUCACGAUCUCUACUUACUAUCGGUCUUAUGGCACUCGGCCUUCAUUUCCCUGUAUGCCGAUCUCAAUAGACUGGAGCUGGCUGUUGGCAAAGAGGGUCAUGAUGAAGCGCAGCAGCAUCUGAAUUAUGUCCGCGAGUGGGCUUGCUCACAGGUUGGACAACGGUGUGCGCUUCAUGCCGUCAUGAUCUUGCGGGACCUUGAAGGAAUGAGACUGGGAACUGAGCCUCCAAUCCAUGUUCCCCGGAUUCUAUUUCGCGCGGCAAUCACUUGGUUCUGCUACAGCAAAUUCGGAACCGAUACCUUGGAACUUUCACAGCAGCUGCCCCUUGAUUUUGCCGAAUUCAAGAUCUUGGGUAUUAACUGCCGACGAUUGCUUUUUGAAGCCAAUGGCUACCGCAACUUCCGGCCGAAUACACCGGAAUCGUGUACCUUCCGUGGGCUUGUCGACAUACUUCAACGAGUGGGUCAUUGGGGUAUAUCGCAAAAUUACGCGUCUAUCCUAAGUUUACUUCUUCCUGAAGGGACCAAAGAUUAGAAAACAAGGGUAAUAAUCAUAACUAUCUCCUCCUUCACUCUGUUUUUUUUAUUCAACGAGGCAUGCAUCAUUCCCAAGCCGGAUAAAGUCUUUUGUACUUAGCGCCACUAAACCAGCUGGAUAUGUUGCUCAUAAUAAUUGAAUAU